Spirodela intermedia is the source of this 2982-nucleotide messenger RNA. NCBI's taxonomy places the organism in Eukaryota, Viridiplantae, Streptophyta, Magnoliopsida, Alismatales, Araceae. The record is from the annotation of a GenBank genome assembly.
AUGGCGGCGCCGCUGCUUUCGCUCGUCUCCUUAUUCCUAGAGAAGCUUAACAGUUUGAAAUACAAGGAAGUGAUGCCAUGCGGGUUACAGUCCGCGCUAGAGGAGCUCGAGGAGAAGAUCAAGGAGAUCAGACACUUCGUCCCCGAUGCAGAGACCCAGGCCUUCGGCAGCGAGUACGCCCGCCUCUGGCUGAAAGCGCUGAAAGAGGCGGUGUACGACGCAGAUGACGUCCUCGACGACUAUGCAAUCGCCGGAGGAAUGGUAUCAGUACAGCCGGAAACGCUCUCCUCGACCAGCAUGGUACGUCCUCGUUUCUCCUCUCCAUUGUCUCGCACGAGUCAGAUUGAAUUUGAACACGAAAUGGGGAUGAGAAUAAAGAGUAUAAACUCUAGACUACAGAAGAUCUCAAAAGAGAAGGCUGAGCUACACUUGACGCCUACCGAUGAUCACUUCUCAACGACAGGCAGCAGCUUUCAGACAUCAUCUCUAGUCAAUCUAGAAAUUGCUAAUUCAGUAGUCGAAUUACAAUGCAAAAAGUUACUGUGACUACUUGUGGGGAAUGAGAAAGAUAGCAAGCUGAUAGCGAUCACGGGGAUAGGGGGAAUCGGAAAGACUACACUGGCUAAAGUGACAUUCAACGAUCAAUUCAUCGCAGCCAAUUUUCACAUGAAGAUUUGGGUCUGCGUUUCCAAGUACUUCAACCAAAUUAAGAUAUUAAAAGAGGUCAUAGAGCACGCCGGUGGGGACCCCCGGGAUGGUGACUGCAAGGAACAGCUGGCCCAGAUCCUAAGCAGCCUCAUCAAAGACAAGAAAUUUUUUCUUGUUCUAGAUGACGUCUGGACGACAGAGGUCUGGGACGAGCUACUCCGAGGAGCCUUGCAGGGCGCCGCCGUUGGCAGCAUGGUGUUGAUAAUGACUCGUCUCGAGUCUGUGGCGAGGCAGGUGGGGGCGUCGCACCUUCAUCCUUCCAUGAGAAUGACUGGUUUUGAAGGGUUCUACCUUUUGUGCAAGAUGGUGUUCAGAGAUGGGGAGGAGCAACAGUGGGGAGCCAUGCAAGAUGUUGGCGUUAAAAUUGCCAAGAGAUGCAAGGGCAUUCCUUUAGCUAUAAAGAUGAUCGGAGGGGUUCUGAGAUGCAAGGGUAAGAACGUACGGGAGUGGGAGGAGAUACUCGAAGAUCAAGUAUGGUCUACAUCCAUCUUCCCAGAGGACGAGGAAAAUGUUCUGAAGGCUCUGUAUUUGUCUUACAGGGAUCUGCCCUCAAGCAUCAAGCAGUGUUUUCUAUACCUCUCGCUGUUUCCCGAGGACUACGCGUUUGCGCGUCCCAGUGUCGUGCAGUACUGGGCCGCUGAGGGUUUCCUGAAACCAGAGGGCACUUUGACCAUGGAACAAAUAGGAGACAAGUUUUUCGACGAGCUGACCGGCAGAGGUCUUCUCCAUCCAGAGCUCUCAGCGAUAGAGGGGGCUCUGUGCAAGAUGCACGACAUUGUGCGUUCUCUUUGUCAGUAUCUGGCUGAAGGUGAAUGCCUCUUCGGCGGCAUGCCGAGACUGAAAGGCAGGUCCGGAAAGCUCCGCCGGUUGUCAAUGGUAGAUUGUGACUUUCCCAUAGACCUUCAUCUCUUGAAAAGAGAACAACGCCUGAGGAAACUCCUUAUCUGUAGGAACCCAUAUGGAGGGAUGGUUCUAAGACAGGAUGUUAUUGAAGCUCUUGGGUAUCUGAGAGUCUUAGAUAUCAGUGAGGAACAGCCACAUUUCAUCACAAAACUUCGACACCUGAGGUAUCUCAACGUCUCUGGGACUCCCAUUGGAGCGUUGCCAGAUUCGAUAGGCGAUAUGAAAAGCCUGGAGUUCCUGUUACUGAUGAACUGCGAGAACGUCACGUCUCUUCCAGAUGGCAUAACGCAGUUGAGAAAUCUAAGGUGCCUUAGGAUGAAUGAGAGAACUAACAUCGACCAGAUGCCAAGGGAAUCGGCGGACUGCAUCAGCGAGUUCUUUAUGGGUUUGUUGUGGACAAGCGGGAGGGAACUCUGCGAGAAUUGGGGCCUCUAUUAAAACUGAGACAUCUGGUGAUCAGAAAAUUGGAGAGGAUAUCAGAAGCAACGUAAGCCAGAAGUACCCUCCUUGAGAAUAAAACCUCCAUGAACUUCACAAGCUUUGAGUGGACCUUCCCUCCCGUCGAUACUAGCACUACAGAUGCAAGUAUCUUUGAUGAGCUAUGCCUCCCACCUUCCCUGAAGAUACUCAGCGUCGUAGGAUGCCUUGGGCUCACCCUCCCUCGUUGGAUGUGGCCUUCGUCGUCAUCUGGCGUCUGUCACACCCAUAAUCUCACAAUGAUAAUCUCCCUCAUCUGAAGCUCGUCUGGAUCAGUGGUUGUGCCCAGCUUGUAAGCAUUGGGCCGAGCUCGCAAACUCUUCUGUUUCCCCACAUCCAUCUUCUUCUACCUCUUCCUCUACUGCAAUUGUUGGCACAACUGCUGUUCUGUUCCCCAAGCUGGAAUCUUUUACUCUCAUAGAAAUGCCGAACCUUGAAACCUGGUCCUGGAAAACAAACAUAAUGGCUUUUCCUUCCCUCAAAACUCUGUACCUUGAGGACUGCCCCAAGUUGAGAUGCAUCCCCGAUGGCUCCUGGAGACGACUCAACCACAUAUUUAUCUUCAACUGCCCCUCAAUCUUGGAGGUGGGGAGUCUUCCUGCUCCGGAAAUAUUGAUCGUAAGAGAUGACAGCUCGGAGGACCUCUCGCCAUGGUUAGAGCACGUCUGUAUCGAUCCCAGGGAUGAGGUGUCAUUCCUUCUUCUCAAGGUCAGGUUGAGUCUGCUCAGGAGAAUGUUGCAACAGAGAGAGGCGGACCGUAACGACCAAGACGGUGGUUGGAAUGUCGUUAAACAAUUCCCUCGUGGUCACGUUGCAGCAACCGACGAUGAAACACUGUUUUUCUGCUACCUCAAAGAUCAAUCAUUCUUCAACACCAACGUGCAGGUCGCUUAA